This is a messenger RNA of Phragmites australis (common reed), 2468 nucleotides long. RefSeq lists its product as uncharacterized. Lineage: Eukaryota; Viridiplantae; Streptophyta; Magnoliopsida; Poales; Poaceae. The record is from RefSeq and is a predicted model, not a curated record. Bases 1518 to 2138 code for a protein of 206 amino acids. The transcript has 4 exons.
GUGAGAGAGAAAAGAGAGAGAGAGAGAUGUGAGAGAGAGUGCUCAGAGAGAGGGGAGAGAGAACAUUUGAAGGACAAUUCAAAUGUAUGCAAUUGAAAUUGUGAAAUGGAUGUGUGAUAAUUCAAAUAUAUGUAUUUGAAUUGUAUGUAAUUGAAGUUGUAAUGGAUUUGUAAUGAUUCAAUUGGAAUAAAAUGAACUGAAUCGGACUUGGAUGAUUUGGAUCAAAUGUAUUUGAAUUUGGAAUCGAAUGAAUGAUUAUUCAAUGAACGUAUUUGGAUUCGAAAUGGAUUUAUAGCAAUUCAAUUGGAAUUAUUUGAAUUGAAUUGAAUUGUGUAAUUCAAAAUGAGUUUGGAUUUGGAAAAAGGAUUCAUGAUAAUUCAAAUGAAUGACUUGAAUUCGAAUUGGGAUGAUCGAUGAUUCAAUUAAACAAAUUGACUGGAGUCGGAUUGGCGUAACUCAAAUGAGAUUGAAUUAGAAAUUGAAAUGACUUUAGAAUGAGAAUUCGAAUUAAGAGAUUCAAACUAGAAUUUAGAGAUUGAAUCGAAUUGAAUGGAAUUUACGAAACAACUGAACGGGGAGAAUUGGAUUAUACUUGAAUGAUUUGAAUUGCAUUUGAGUACGAAUUCUACGAUGAUUUGAUCGAAUAUGGAUUUGAGAUAUUUGGGAUUAAUUUCAAAUAGAAGUAUUUAAAUUUAAGAUUUGGAUUUGAGAUUGAUUCAAAAAGAAGCAAUUGAGUUGGAUUGGAAGAUCGAUUUUCUCGGAGUGAUUUGGAUUAGGGAAUUGUCGAGAAAACUAAAAUGGAUUCGAAUUUGGGAGAACUUCAAAUUCGAAUCGCCACACAAAGAACCAUAAAAACAAUUAAACCAAAAUGCAUAUGAUGAAUUCAUUGCAACGAUUUACUUAGAAAUUAAUUUAGUGCUCUUUGGAAUACUUAGCAAAAAUAAUAUAUUUGAAUACACACAUACAAGUAUACACAUAUUCAAAUAUAUAUUUCCUGAUUUUAUACUGAUUUAAUAAUUAGAAAAGUUUUAAUUUGGAGUGAAUUUUUCCAUAUUUUUAUAUAAUAAAACUCAGGGUGUUACACAGGGUGUAAAAAUAUUUCAAAAUAUCGCGCUCUCAAUCAUGAGCAUGCUUUUAUCCAUUUGCAGCAGUCGUAGAGUUACGAAUGUGGUUUGGUAUGAUGGAGGUGAUGAGAUGGUUCCUUUACAGAUGUUACUACUAUGUUUCCUUGUACUUUUUGUUCAGUUGAUGUUUUGGGGUUAGAUAGUCAUGAUGGUCAUGUAUAGUUGCUCGCACAUGUUUAUAUCAAAAUUCGCUUUCGUAUGUAAAUUUACUUAACCAUGUGGUUAUUUCCUUGCUAACAUCUAAAUGCAUAAUCCUUGGAGUCUGGCUAUUUAUAAGUGCCCACUAUGGAUUAAGUCUUGCGCGUAACUUCGUACUCAACUGCUCUACAGAUUUUGCAGGUGAGGAGGAGUUGGUAUUUUGCUACUUUGCGCCUACCGAGGGUGGUGGCAGGCAUGAGUAGUGCUUCUUACUCUGAGGUCAUGCUUUUUGUGAUGGAGCUUAAGGACGAAGCUGACGUUCUCUGCAAAAUCUUUCAGAAAAGUGAUGUCCAUGACGUCAAUUGUGUUCGUCCUGACAGAACUUCUUCUCCUGAUAUUCCUUUUGAUAGCAUACAAAUACAACAACUGCUAGCUGAGAUUGUCAGCUUCUCCUCAAUGAAUAUUCUAUGCACUGCUGUUUCAAUGCAGCCUUAUUCAACUUCUAACUACGUUAAUGACAAUGAAGUAUUAUUGGAUGAUAGUGAAACGAUAUUCUGUGAACUGGAUGUGACUUCGUCCCAGUCUGUGGAGAGCAACUCUAACCAUUGUAACUCAUGUGGUGAACAUUUUAUUCACCCCAUGCUGGAAGCACUAGGAACCGAACAAUACUUAGAGUUGAAUGACCUGUCCUUUCUCUUGCUGAUGAUCCUGAUUCAUGUAACAUGCGGCUGUCCAAUGUGCAGCACCCACUGGAUCUUGAGCCCAGGUUUGAGCAUGACCCUCAGGACGCUUCCACAUCGACAACGUCAGUGCCUGCAGUUGAUGAUCAUGGAACCUGAUUCAGAGUAUAUUCACGAUUUGUGGCUCACAUUCUAAUGGAAUGUGCAACACGACAUAGUGCUCCUUUUUCCUUUUCACUGAAGUGAGCACUAUGUUUUCGGUAACUCAGAAAUGGAGGCAGAUCCUUGGCUUGCACAACUAGUCACUUUGCACAAAAUCAUCUUUGCGGUUCAGUUAUCAAUUAAAAGUCUCAAUGACUGCCAUCACCCUGCAGUUUUUUCAAUUCAGGAGCAUUCCUGAACGAGACUAUUUACCGUCCCUAGUUUUGAUUAUUCUGCCACGCAUCUUUUCAUCAGAAAGAGUUCCUACAGAUGUGUACUGGGGAUCUAGGAAGAUUAGAAUCUAACUUGUGGCAAUUUCUGGUUU